Messenger RNA from Pungitius pungitius (ninespine stickleback), 1958 nucleotides. RefSeq names its product interleukin-10 receptor subunit beta-like. The record is from RefSeq and is a predicted model, not a curated record. Gene Ontology annotation, molecular function: protein binding; cytokine receptor activity. NCBI's taxonomy places the organism in Eukaryota, Metazoa, Chordata, Actinopteri, Perciformes, Gasterosteidae. The transcript is spliced from 7 exons. Gene Ontology annotation, cellular component: plasma membrane. The coding region runs from base 318 to 1310 and encodes 330 amino acids. Gene Ontology annotation, biological process: cytokine-mediated signaling pathway.
UUAGCUGCUGAGCUUCGUAUUUUGUUUAAUAGGAAGAUAAAAAGGGAUUUCUUUUUGGAUUUACGAAAAUAAAAGUCGGUUGUUUUUUAUUUUGACAAAUCAUGUAAUGUGGUCAUGUUCAGCAGGGUAGUGUUGUUUAAUGUAUCAUUCGCACCGGGCAUCGGCCGUCGGAUUCCUUUAAAGUUGCAGUUUCUGAGAAGGACGGAGUUUCGUUUCGCGGAGUUCCCCUGCUCGCUCCAGUAAACGCAAACCAGGAAACGUUUAUACGUUCAUUAUAUUGGAACACGGUGCUUAUCGGCACCACUUCGUCAACUGACAUGUCAGCUGCUGUUCGUACCUUUAUCCUGACAAUUUCCACCGUAAUCAGACCGACAGUUGUAUCAGGAGUCCUGAGUCCACCCACAAAUGUCCGCUUGACCUCCUACGACAUGAAUCUGUUGCUGGUAUGGGAUUCACCUAAAGGUGCAGCCAGCGGCCUCGUCUACACAACGGAGUACAAAGGCUACAGCCCAGGGUACAGUGUGGGCUGUGUGAACAUCUCCAGCCUUGAAUGUGACUUGACCCGCCUCUCCAGCUCCAUAUCUGAGUAUGGAAAGUAUACUGGCAGAGUGCGGGCGCAGUUGGGAACACAGAGCUCUGCCUGGAUGGAAAGUAACCAGAUUACCUUGGACCAAGAUUCCAUAAUCAGUUCUCCCAACGUCUCUCUCUUCUCCAACGGGGCUGCUAUUGAAGUCAGCAUUACCGAUCCUGUGUUCACAAUCUCUGCACUCAGGAAGGUUUACCACUCUGCCACAUACAACAUCACCUACUGGAAGGAUGGCCAGAGAGAGCAGGCAAGAAGCAUGAGCAACAUACAUCAGAAUCGAGUCGUUCUGAGUGACCUGGACCCUUGGACUGUGUACUGCGUCCAAGUCCAAAUCAACAUUGAGUGGAGUCUCAAUCCCAGCAAGCCCAACACAGCUGUUUGUGAGAGUACCACAACCGAAGAGGCUCCUUGGGUGGCAGCCAUGGUGACGUUCGGCAUCGUGGCAGUGACAGUGGCUCUGCUGGUGGUCGCAGUGGUGUAUCGGAAACCUAUUACCCACGUUCUCUGUCCAAAGGAUUUACUGCCUCCGCACUUCAAAAAGUACCUACUGGCAAAGCCCAACUCGUCCAUGUACCUAGCCAUGUGUAACUCCCGUCAACCCGACGAGAUCUACGACCAGGUCAUUUUCAUCGCAGGUGGCAGGACUGUGGAGGAAGGGCAGCCGCUGGAGGCAUCAGGGAGAAGUUGCAGCAAACAGCCUGACAGCACAGAGACAGAUACAUAGAGAAACAAGUAAAGGAUCCGUUCUUGCUUUACUUUAACCAAUUCUGUAGCAGGUCCAUGUAGGUCCCCAGAGCACUGUGAAGUGAUGAGAUGUCACAAAUACUGCUAUGUUAAUAGCAGUAUUGCAAAAGGAACAAAGCGCAGUAUAUUGGAGCUGCUGUCACUGAAAUGAUUUACACUGCCCUGGUGCUAGAACCACACAUAUAAUUCUUGAUUAUCAAAAGAAUUUUAAAAAUGGCAGUCUGCCAUUCAUGGUUCAUCACUUUGGAUUAAGCAUACAAUGUUUUACUUUUACCAUUGUUGAGAAAUUAAGGUUUUCCUGAUAAAAAUACAUUUAGCCUUGGUGACCAGCCAGCCAAAAAAGAAAAAUAGGCAACGUAAAGGAAAGGAAGCCAGCAGCGCCGGCAGUUGUUAAGAGUCACAUGACUCAGACAAAGAUGUUUCGUGAGCACCACGUUGUCCCGUUUUGACGUGAGGAACGUCGGAUUGUGUAUGUCUGUGAGUGUAGUAUAGUUCUGACGUUAAAACAAAUACUGUUCAAUUUUCUGAUUUGUAUUUUUCAUAAAUUAUUAUGAUGUUCAAGGAGCUACCUGUAUUUUUGAAAUGUAAAUUAGCAGUUUUGUUUUAGAAUAAAGGGUUGGAAAAGAAA